AGACAGGAGGUACACCAGAGUGGAUUCAGUUUGAGUUUUCUGUUUAUUUAGAGGUGAUAAGAAGUUGCCAAAUAGUGUUGUGUGGUAAUGUAUAAAUAGGGAUGAACAUGGUCCUAGUCUCUGUCUCAAGUUGGACUGGGUUUGCACCAGUCAUGUCUCUCACUAAAGAAACAGUGUUUCUUCUGGUUGCCGUUUGUUCUUUAAUGUCAGCCCCUGUACUAACAGGGCCCAUCGCGGACUCCUCGUAUGUUGCUGCUGUGUACGAGCACAAGGUAAUCGUCCCUCCUGUCUCUAAUGUGUCCCGGUCCGAAGCCUUGCAGCACAUUCAGAAGAACCUGGAUAUCUACGAGCAGCAGGCUGCAGAGGCUGCAAAGCAGGGUGUCCAGAUCCUGGUGUUUCCAGAAUAUGGUCUGAGUGGUUUCUACUUCGACCGUUCGUCCGUCUCUAGCUACCUAGAAACCAUUCCUGACCCCCAGCAGGAGAGCUGGAACCCCUGCUUGGAGCCGGGCAAAUACAGCAACACAGAGGUUCUCCAGAGGUUGAGCUGUAUGGCCCGCAGCAACAACCUCUACCUGGUGGCCAACAUGGGUGACAUGCAGCCCUGCCCCCUGAAGACCGACCCCACCUCCUCCUGUCCUGCUGAUGGACGCUGGAAGUUCAACACCAACGUGGUUUUCAAGUCAGACGGCCAGCUGUUGGUGCGCUACCACAAAUACAACCUCUACAUGGAGCCGUACUUUGACGUUCCACCUCAACCUGAGAUCAUAACGUUUGAUACACCUUUUGCUGGAAAGUUUGGCAUCAUGAUCUGCUUUGACAUGAUGUUCCACAAGCCCACAGGCGUCCUGCUGGACAAGGGUGUGCGUCAGCUGGUCUACCCCACAGCCUGGGUAAAUUUCCCCCCCGUACUGGACUCAGUCCAGUUCCACCGAGGAUUCAGCUUGGGUGCCAAUGUCACCGUCCUUUCGGCCAACCUUCGUUUCGACAAAGAACACAUAGGAGGAAGUGGUAUCUACACCCCUUUUUCUUCCACCUACCACCACGCCACGGAAGGAGACCCAGAGGAGGGCAAGCUCCUGGUGGCCAGGGUGCCAGUCUUAGACCCAAUGUGGAGGGGGGAGAGCACGGCCACAGAGGAGUCCACAUCACCUACAGCUGCAACUUCUGCCUGUCAGCAUACUCCCGACCCUAAUCCUGAAAUUGCUUCUUCAGUCCCUCCCUCCUCCGACACCUUUGUCGUAUCCAUGAUUGAUGACCCAUAUACAUUUGUCCUCUUGAACAAGACAGAGGACGACUUGAAGGUCUGCAAUGGCACCUUUUGCUGUCACCUGCAGUACAAGAGGUCACCACAAGCAGGCAGCGAAGAGCUCUAUGCAUUGGCAGCAUUUUCUGGAACACAUACUAUUGUCAGAUCCUUAAACCUACAGGUGUGCGCUCUGGUCCGCUGUGCAGGGUCUGACUUCACUUCCUGUGGACAGCCAGUGGUAAAGGCCGAGUCUAAGAUCGACUUCACAUUGGAGGGGAAGUUUGCAACCAAACGUGUGUACCCGUCAGUUGUGGCCAGCAAGAACGUCGUGGAGGAGCCACAGCAUCUGGAAAUGGCUGCAGAUGGCAGAGUGACCAUGAAACACUCAAACAUGAGCGGUGGGCUGAUCAGUGCCUGCCUGUUCGGACGACCCUAUCAGAUGGACGAGGAAUGCGCUGAGGAAUAGUUGUGUGUGUGUCUGUGUGUGUGUGUGUUAGAUUCAGCUGUUACACAUUUGUAUGCUUUCACACAAAACUGCAGUAAAUCAAAAAAGCUAAAUGUCUCUGUUCAUUCAUUAUUUAAUCUGUAUAAACAUUGGCAGCGUUCAUCCUCUGGCCCGAAAGCCUCACCGUCCUGAAAGAUAAAUUACAGAUGUGCAAGACAACAUAUAAAUGCACAUCUGUAAUUUACCCACACUUGGGUUCGUGAGGCUUUCUUGAUUUUAAGGGGGUGUAAGAAAACUGUAUAAAUAUACACACACUAGGCCUUUAUCUCAGGAUUUUCUUCAUUUCUGUGAAGAAAACUUAUUUUUUUAAAUCUAGAUUAUUAUUUACGAUUAAACUUUGAACACAAGCUUUAUUCUCAGAGCCUUCACUCUCGGAUAAACAACCUCCUCAUCCUGCAUUAGAAACAUUAAAGAAAAGAGCUAAUAGAUCAAUGACCAAGCGCCAGAGAGAAUAAAACACUGAAUUUGUCCCAAAAAAGAAGCAUAUAAUUAUGUAGGGUUGGUAAAAAGUGUUAAAAAAUACAUAAUACAGACAGAGAAUUGUAUAAAAAGUCACUAAAACUCAUGUCUGAUGCAAUAUUCACAAGAAAUAAUCUGUUUAAAAUGAAUCUAAAUCUCUCUUCUUACACAAACUUCCUCCAGUUAUUGUGUUUAUUUGGGUUGUCAGCUGUUCUCCAAUAUCCAUAACAUAAAGCACAGUGAGGAGGAGUCAGUUCGCACAACUGCUGCUUAAGUGUCAUAUAUUCAAACUGUUCAAUGGACCCAAAUAAUGAACUCAGUGACUGAGAGAAGUUUGUGUAAAACGAGUGAUUUGGAUUCAUUGUGAGCAGAUUAUUUACCGUUUCCAGAGCUUUUUAUUCAGCUCUCUGUCUGUAUUGUGUAUUUGAAACAAUCAUGAAGCUUUGGCGGCCCCCUAAUGUGGCUCCACUGUCUCCGUGUUGGUCCUUGCUCCUCUCCUCCAGGUGGAGUCGCUGUAGCACCGACAGACAGAACCGGUUUGUGGAGGUUCUGAAUGGGACCCAGAAGCUCCAGAAGCAGCGGUACCAUAUAAAGAGGUCGUUGUGGAGGCAGCGUGUGUGUUGUGCAGCAGUUUGUUGAACAGUAGAAAGAGUGUAAAAAGACUGGGUCCCGCUGUAUUACUCAGGCUGCACUACAGCGUCUAUUCACAGGCGCGAUCCCAACUACUGAGCGGCACGGGGGCUUUGACCUGCUCCGUUUCCGACCUGGGCCGGUGCACCCCUCCUUAGACGACCUGGUGGUCCCGGCUCCCCCCAGGAGCACCAUAUCGAUACCGACCUUAGUGCGGACACCCGAUCGGCACAGUCCGCUGGCAGCUCAGAGCUCCUGAGCUCAAACGAUCCGCCAGCCUCAGCCUCCCGGUAGCUUGGAU
Molecule: messenger RNA, 3141 nt
Organism: Morone saxatilis (striped sea-bass)
Lineage: Eukaryota; Metazoa; Chordata; Actinopteri; Moronidae
Product: biotinidase-like
Exons: 6
Coding region: 102-1712 (536 amino acids)
Molecular function (GO): hydrolase activity, acting on carbon-nitrogen (but not peptide) bonds, in linear amides
Source: RefSeq, a predicted model, not a curated record